Molecule: messenger RNA, 1431 nt
Organism: Scedosporium apiospermum
Lineage: Eukaryota; Fungi; Ascomycota; Sordariomycetes; Microascales; Microascaceae
Product: putative endo-beta-1,4-glucanase celB
Exons: 2
Coding region: 1-1431 (476 amino acids)
Biological process (GO): carbohydrate metabolic process
Molecular function (GO): hydrolase activity, hydrolyzing O-glycosyl compounds
Source: RefSeq, a predicted model, not a curated record
AUGUCGUCCAAGAUAGCAGCUGCGCUGCCCUACAUCACCUACCUCUGCGCCGUGGCCUCGGCCCAGCAGAUCGGCACCGCCAUCCCCGAGGUGCACCCUCGCUUCCCAACCUUCCACUGCACCACGGACGGCGGCUGCGUUGAGAAACAGACGUCACUCGUCACGGACGCCCUGGCGCGAUCCUUCCACGCCGUCGACAACAUGGACAUCUCGUGCGGCUCGAAGCCCUUCGACGCCACCAUCUGCCCCGACGAGGCCACCUGCGCGCAGAACUGCGCCCUCGAGGGCAUCGACUACGCUAGCAUCGGUGUCCUGACAAGGGGGACCUCGUUGACCAUGCGUCAGUACCUGUUUAACGGAACGGAGUAUAAUAGGGUUAGCCCGCGCGUGUACUUGCUCGCCGAGGACGAGGAGACGUAUGAGAUGAUGAAGUUGCUGAAUCAGGAGAUUAGCUACGAUGUUGAUGUGUCGCAGCUGGCGUGCGGGAUGAAUGGGGCUCUGUAUCUUUCGGAGAUGGAUGCUACAGGUUCCAAGAGCGCGACGAAUGUUGCUGGGGCUGCGUAUGGCACUGGCUACUGCGAUGCGCAGUGCUUUGACGUUCCGUGGAUCAACGGCUUGCCCAACAUGAACAACUCGGGCGCAUGCUGCAACGAAAUGGACAUCUGGGAAGCCAACUCCCGCGCCACGGUCUACACCCCCCACACAUGCAGCGGCGUCGGCUCCUUCCUCUGCUCCGGCGAUGAAUGCGAGUUCGAAGGCGUCUGCGACAAGAACGGCUGCGGCAUCAACCCUUACCGCAGCGGAUUCCAAAACUACUACGCGCCCGGCAGCGACCAAGUCGACACGUCCCGCGCCUUCACCGUCGUCACGCAAUUCAUCAGCGAUGACGGCACCGCGACGGGCACCCUCAGCGAGAUCCGCCGGCUGUACGUCCAGGACGGGAAAGUCAUCGAGAAUCACCCCGUCUCGUCCGACGAAGACACCCCUGGUUUCCUGACGGAGGAGUUCUGUACGGAUAACAAUGCCGAGGGUUUCCUUAGGCUUGGGGGCAUGAAGACCAUGGGCGAGUCGCUGCAGCGCGGCAUGGUGCUCAUCUUCAGCAUUUGGAACUCUGACGGGGACUUCAUGGACUGGCUUGACAGUGGUGAGGCGGGCCCCUGUGCCGAGGGCGAGGGCGAUCCCAAGAAGAUUCUCAUGGAGAGGCCGGAUGUUUCCGUCACCUUCUCCAACGUCAGGUGGGGCGAUAUCGGGGCGACAUUUGAUGCGGUCGCCGACGUGCCCGGUCUCGUGGCCGCAGCCCCCGCUAUGGCCCAGCCUGCUGCCGCUGGUGCAGCCGGGCCCCCUGGGGUUGUAACGGCGGCUGCUUCUGGUCGUUAUGCACCGUCUUUGGCGGUCGGCGUCCUUGCGUUGGCUUUCGCCGUUCUCAUUUGA